Molecule: messenger RNA, 433 nt
Organism: Ixodes scapularis (black-legged tick)
Lineage: Eukaryota; Metazoa; Arthropoda; Arachnida; Ixodida; Ixodidae
Exons: 6
Coding region: 80-433 (117 amino acids)
Source: RefSeq, a predicted model, not a curated record
CAUAUGGCUAGCAGCGACCGAAACGGGCACACAACUGGCCAAUCCAAUUGAUGCAGAAAGAGAGCUGGUCGUGCACAAAAUGCCAGUAAAGCAGUCGGGAGUGACAAGGAAGACAAAGAAUCAACUAAAUCACAAAAAAAAAAGAAAAAUAGCACAGGGAUCCAGUUUGGUGCCGGCAACAAUGUGUUGUCAUGAUUUGUUGAUGAGGAAUGCCAUGCUUUCUGCCUACACCCCAAUGACUACCUGCGGCUCGGCUGUUGAUGCGGGAGGUGCUGUAGGGCCCUACUGCCUAACACUUGCUGACGAGGACAUCCUUGCAAAGAAUGAGAUCGUGGAUCCUAGCAUCGGCCUCCAGAAAAGGAAGGAAUGGCUGCUUUUGACUACACCUGAGGGAGAAAGGUAUGUGCAUCUAUACUCUAACUUCCUUAAUUAA